Messenger RNA from Eleginops maclovinus (Patagonian blennie), 10112 nucleotides. RefSeq names its product pecanex-like protein 3. Gene Ontology annotation, cellular component: membrane. Lineage: Eukaryota; Metazoa; Chordata; Actinopteri; Perciformes; Eleginopidae. The transcript has 36 exons. The coding region runs from base 643 to 7533 and encodes 2296 amino acids. The record is from RefSeq and is a predicted model, not a curated record.
UAGUUGUUAGCUAGCUCUAGCUAUCCAGUUAGCUAGCUUGUGGAAACAUUUUAACAUAGGCUCCGUUUACAACAAGAAACAGCUGUCGUCCGUCAUGAGAGAGGACCUGCGCUCCCGAUGUAUGUCUGUCAACCUUUAAUACCAAAGAGGAUGGGGGGCCCUCAGGAAAAAAUGACAAGUUAGCCAACGCAAGCAAAAAGUAAGCUACAGUUUUUGGAAAGGCUCGCUAGCAUCCUGAGAAGGAAAGCUCUGAGAUUUUUCAAGGACUGGAUGCGGAAGGAGGAUAUGAGCCAAGCUGGACAACUAAUGCUAAUUAUGAAUGUUUUUUCAUACAUUCAAUGGGUUACCAAUGUGCCAAAAAGUCACUCACCCGAUUACCCAGCAAGGAUUAGGCUAGAGGGUGGCAGCGUUGGUGCAGGGAGCGAGGACAUACUGGCUCAAGAAUAUGCAAGGACUCUUGACCACAACUGAAGUGUACAUAUCCAAGACUCAGAACUGUUGUCCUUGAUGAAACAGUAUCUGUUAACCUGCCAUCCCCAAUGGAAGUGCCAUCGUAGACACAGGAUACUGUGGCUGAACAGUUUUUUUUAACCACGGCCUUGGUGGAAGCAUUUUAGCUUCUGGUUGAACUUAAAGGUGGAGAUGGGUUCCCAAGCGCUUCAGAUAUUGCGGCAGGGUGUGUGGGCUUCGCUCACUGGAGGCUGGUAUGUGGACCCACAUCAGAGCACGUUCUCCAACUGCUUCCACCUCUACCUUUGGAUAUUUCUCCUGGCCUUUCCCUUUCUUCUGUACAUGGCUCUUCCUCCUAGCUUGGUGGUUGCAGGCGUGUACUCUGCUGUAGUGGCAGUCUUUUUCACGGCCAUUAAGGUGGUGAACUACAGGCUUCAUACUAUGUUCGACCUUGGGGAGAUUGUAGAGAAGAAGCAUGCCUCACUCACAGCAGAAGCGCCAAAGACAGAAGACGGAGAUGAAGGUUCAGGUGCCCUUGACGGGAAUCACCGCAGGGAUAGUCAUGUUGGUGUGGAGAUGACUGUGUUUCGGAAGGUCAACUCAACCCCCCCUGUGCGCUGUAGCUCCCAGCACUCUCUGUUUGGAUUGAACCAGGUGUCGGAGUUUUUACCCCAGCUGGAGGAUACAGGGGGCACUAAGGAUAUCAAAGAGUUGAUGCGGGAGCAAGGAACCAAUAAUAUGAUUGUUACGUCAGCUCACCGGGAGAUUUUACGCCAGAGGUCCCAGGAUACCAUUAGGGCCCCCAGUGUGGUUCAGACCUGCAUUGCUGCUGCUCUUGGAGGAGAUUUCCCCGGACUCAUGGGGGUGUCCGGUGGCUUUGGUGAAGCUGGAGACUGCUUGUCCAUCCCCCCUUCACCCUCCAGUCAAGAAGAUGGAGGCGAGAAAGAACAGUUGCAGGAAGUGGAGGAGUUACCAGAACAACUGUCUUUACAGAGUCCUGAGGACAAUGGGUUAGGGGCUUACUCUCCCCUCGGCCCCUCUGCUGAAUCUGAGAGCCUGGGGGAUACUCCACUCAGCCCCCUCAUAAAGAGCAGCUUAAGUGAGGAGCUGAGUGAAAACCUCCUGGGUUUGGGCCUUGACCCAGUGGCGUUUGCACCUGGCACCGAGCACCCGGGCAGCCGCAGUGGGGUAGCUCUCGCUGCCGGGUCCACAGACAGCUGUUUCAGUGCGGGCGGCGCCACCACAGAUCGUGAGACGCUCAGUACGGUUAGCAGUUACCGCAGUGAAAAGACUGAUUCCACUCAGCUGGAGAGUCCUUCAUUCAGCCAGCCCCGGCCCACAGACGGACAGGCUUCUGCCUCAGCACCAGCGAUAGGCUCCAACCUCCCCAAACACUCAGACGAUCCGGGAGGACAGGGGGGCAGUGAUACUGAUAAUCUGUCUGAUAGUGUGCUACUGCGCUCCCCUUCCAAAGAAUUCUCCCACAGCCAGGGGCUAGACAGGACACUUGUUGAAGGCGAGGAUCUGUCCCCAGUACCCUGUGAACUUGCACAGCCCCGUCCUCUCCAGAACUCUUCCCCUUCGAGUAGUGGCCACUCAGAGGCUUUUGAUUUAGACAGAAAUGUCCCAGUUCCUCCUCUUCCCCCACCUCGGCAAGCCAAUUCAGUGCCCUCAGGGCUGGCCCUGGGUCUGGUUUGUUCUGAGCCUGCUCUGCCCAUAUCCUCCACCCCCUUUUUACUGUCUGACCAGUCUGCUCUGCAAGCCCAGCAGGUUGUGCGCCCCAAAGACUUGAAGCUGCUGCGGGCCAGCGGCAGUAGUGUGGGGCACAGGCCUGGCCGAAGGAAAGCUCCCCGCAGGCGAGCCGGAGCAGGAAGUAGCAGCUUCGACUGCGGCUCUUACAGGCGUCACCACAAUCAUAGACAACACAGAGAUUACAUCCCAGUGCGCAGCCGGCUGGGGGCCAAGGCUUACAGUGAAAGUCUGUUUGAGGAUUCCAGCGACGAGGACGACGGCAGUGAUAUGAGCGCUGGUUCCAGUCUGGGCUCUCAGCGCCGGUACAGCUCCGAUGAUGACGACGAUGACGACGACGAUGAUGAUGAUGACUCCAGUUCCUCUACCUCCUGCUACUCCCCGGACCUCGCUAACACUGGCAUUACAGCCCCGCUCCCCGCUGCUACUCAACUGCCCACUCCAAGGGAGGGGGAUUUACCUGAAACUGCUGGCCCCUCUCACUCUCGGGCUGCUCAACGCUCUUCUAGCACUGCUAGUGCUAAGACUCAUGCAAGGGUGCUCAGUAUGGACGGGGCAGGUGGAGGCCAGAACAGCACCGCAGCUUUGCCUUCUACUCUGCUUACAAUGCCCUCCACCUCCACCCCUGCACCCCGCACGCUCACCAUCUCUAAGUCUGAUUUGGAAGCCCACACCAUCCACACUGACGGCUUUCCUGGAACUCAUCAUCAUCACCAUCACCAUCAUCAUCAUCGGCUGGAUUCUCUCGGAGGCUCUUGGACGGGUAACCAGAUGGGCUGGAGGGCUGAAGAGCUGGUUGAAGAGGGAGCUGUGGGAGGAGCCAUGGAUCCGGAGGACGGGGGUAAACACGACGCAGUCAGCAGUGUUAAGAGGACCCAGGCCAUCCGCAGGAGACACAAUGCUGGGAGCAACCCUACACCGCCCCCCUCCACCAUGGGAUCCCCUCCCAGCCUUCAGGACCUCCAGCGGGCUCGAACCUCCUCUCAUUCGCGGACCCGCACUCUUCCCUCGGCCUUACCGUUGGUCCCCUCUCUCCUACUGCCCCGCAGCGGCAUCCAUGAGGCCUCCACCUUCGACGACACAUCAGAGGGGGCAGUGCACUAUUUCUACGACGAGGGUGGAGUGAAACGGUCCUACACAUUUGGACCAGCUGGAGGUGGUUAUGAAGACCCAGUCCAGGAGAGGGAGAGGGAAAGGGAGAGGGAGAGGGAGAGACAGUCCCAGUCCUCGAGCUUCACCUCCACUGAGGUCCAGGAAGGGGCUCCACCCCUGUCCAUGCUCCAGCUCAGACCUGUGGUUUUACAGGGCAUGCAGGUGCGCAGGGUGCCUCUGGAAAUGCCUGAGUUUGAUCUGGAUCACGAGUCCCUACAAGAGUCCCAGGAAAACACUCUGAUGAUUGAGGAGAAAGCCAAACCCAAACAGUACUAUCGCUUCUGGGUGCUGCCCGGAAAGUGGCUGAGGGUUCGUUAUGACCGGUUGGCUCUCCUGGCCUUAUUGGACAGGAACCGGCGUGUGGGGGAGAACGUGUUCGCUGUGGUGCUGGCCAGUCUGGUGGCCUUCUUGGGGUUCCUACUGCUGUUCCAAGGCUUCUUCAGGGACAUCUGGGUCUUCCAGUUCUGCCUUGUCAUUGCCAGCUGCCAGUACUCUCUACUGAAGAGUGUCCAACCAGAUGCAGCUUCUCCCAUGCAUGGCCAUAACUGGAUCAUCGUAUACAGUCGGCCGGUCUACUUCUGCCUGUGCUGUGUGCUGAUCUGGAUCUUUGACCAAUCAGGGCGCUUUGGAAACCUGCAACCCUUCUCUCUCUACGGAGUCACCUUCUUCUCUGCACAUUUGCUGCUCUGCAUCAGGGACAUGCUCAUCGUGUUUGCCUUGUGUUUCCCGGUCAUUUUCCUGUUUGGGUUGCUACCUCAGGUCAACACUUUUGUGAUGUGUCUGCUGGAGCAGAUCGACAUGCACAUUUUCGGUGGAACUGCCACUACCAGCCCCCUCUCCUCUCUGUUCAGCCUCCUACGCAGCCUGCUGGGGGCUUCUUUGCUCUAUGGAUUUUGCCUCGGGGCUAUCAAUGCACCCUGGGGGGACGCCCAUGUGCCAGUACUGUUCUCUGUGUUUUGUGGUCUACUCCUGGCCUUAUCCUACCACCUCAGCCGCCAGAGCAGCGACCCAACCAUCCUCUGGUCAUUGGUCCGGUCUAAAUUAUUCCCAGAGCUGGAGAACCGAACCCCAGAAGAGCCCCCUGUGGAGAUCAAGGACCCUCUCCCGGAGAAGCUGCGUAACUCUGUGAAAGAGAUUCUUCAUUCGGACCUCGUCAUGUGUCUUCUCAUGGCUGUGAUCACCUUCGCCAUCAGUGCCAGCACAGUUUUCAUCGCUCUUCAGCCCGCUCUUAGCGUUGUCUUGUACGUCCUGGCGGGAGCUGUAGGCUUCAUUACUCACUAUCUCCUGCCUCAGCUCCGUAAGCAGCUGCCGUGGUUCUGCCUGGCUCACCCUGUGCUCCGCUCCAGAGAGUACAGUCAGUUUGAAGUCCGAGAUGCGGCCCAGUUGAUGUGGUUUGAGAAGCUGUACGCGUGGCUUCAGUGUGUGGAGAAAUAUUUCAUCUACCCGGCCGUGGUGCUUAACUCUCUGACGACGGAAGCUCAAGCUGUGGGCCAGAACCACAAAGAGCUGGACAUGUACAGCCGAGCUCUCUUCAUCUCAGUAGCCGGCAUGAAGCUGCUGCGCUCGUCGUUCUGCGCCCCGUCGCAGCAGUACGUCACCCUGUGCUUCACCACACUCUUCUUCCGCUUCGACUAUCCACACUUCUCAGAGACCUUCUUAAUCGACUACUACUUCAUGUCCAUUCUCUUCAGCAAGAUGUGGGACCUGCUGUACAAGCUGCGCUUUGUGUUGACCUACAUCGCGCCCUGGCAGAUCACCUGGGGCUCCGCCUUCCACGCCUUCGCACAACCCUUUGCCGUUCCCCACUCUGCUGUGCUUUUCGUUCAGGCCAUCUUUUCUGCCAUCUUUUCCACUCCUCUCAAUCCGGUCCUGGGCAGUGCCGUGUUCGUCACCUCGUACACCAGACCCGUCAAAUUCUGGGAGAGAGACUACAACACCAAGCGCGUCGAUCAUUCCAACACCAGACUUGCCACUCAGUUAGAUCGCAACCCAGGUGCUGAUGACAACAAUCUGAACUCUAUUUUCUACGAGCACCUAACGCGCUCCCUGCAGCACAGCCUGUGCGGAGACCUGCUGCUCGGCCGCUGGGGCAACUACACCACAGGCGACUGCUUCAUCCUCGCCUCAGACUACCUCAACGCUCUGGUGCACAUCAUCGAGAUCGGAAACGGCCUGGUUACCUUCCAGCUGAGAGGGCUGGAGUUCAGAGGUACGUACUGUCAGCAGAGGGAGGUGGAGGCCAUCACAGAGGGAGUAGAGGAGGACGAGGGCUGCUGCUGCUGCGAACCUGGCCACCUUCCCCACAUGUUGUCAUUCAAUGCGGCCUUCGGACAGCGCUGGCUCGCCUGGGAGGUUGCCGCCACCAAAUACGUGCUAGAGGGCUACAGCAUCAGCGACAACAACGCAGCCUCCAUGUUGCAAGUAUUCGACCUUCGUAAGAUCCUCAUCACGUACUAUGUCAAGAGCAUUAUCUACUAUGUGAGUCGAUCUGCAAAGGUGGAAGAGUGGCUGCUCAAUGAGACGGUUCAGGAGGCUCUACGGCCGUGUCUCGGGCCAAACUACGUAGACAGUGACCCCACCUUCAACCUGAACAUCGACGAGGACUACGACCACAGGGCCUCUGGCAUCACCCUCUCCUCAUUCUGCAUGGUUUACCUGGACUGGAUUCAGUACUGCAACAGCAGGCGUCAGACGCCGGUGACGUGUGAAAGAGAUUCUCCUCUUGUCAACCUUUGUUUCGGGCUGUGUAUCCUGGGAAGACGAGCUCUGGGCACGGCUUCCCACAGCAUGUCUGCAAGCUUGGAGCCAUUUCUGUACGGCCUCCAUGCUCUCUUCAAGGGAGACUUUCGCAUCACGUCUCCCAGGGAUGAAUGGGUGUUUGCAGAUAUGGAUCUGCUGAACCGAGUCGUGGCACCAGGAGUGCGCAUGUCCCUCAAACUGCAUCAGGACCACUUCACGUCACCGGAUGAGUACGAGGACCCGACGGUUCUGUACGACGCCAUCACUGCCAACGAGGAGAAGAUGUUGAUAUCUCACGAGGGCGACCCUGUGUGGCGCAGCGCCAUUUUAGCAAACAUGCCUUCACUGCUGGCUCUGCGCCACAUCAUGGACGAUGGCAGCGACGAGUACAAGAUCAUCAUGCUCAACAAGAGGUUCCUCAGCUUCAGAGUCAUCAAGGUGAACAGAGAGUGUGUGCGGGGGCUGUGGGCGGGGCAGCAGCAGGAGCUGGUUUUCCUGCGCAACCGUAACCCAGAGCGCGGCAGCAUUCAGAACGCCAAACAGGCCCUGAGGAACAUGAUCAACUCCUCGUGCGACCAGCCCAUCGGCUAUCCCAUCUACGUGUCCCCCCUCACCACCUCGUAUGCCGGGGGGCACAGCCAGCUGCGCUCUGUGUGGGGGGGACCUGUCAGCCCGCACAACAUCUACACAUGGCUCAUCAGCAGCUGGGACAGGUUACAGAAGGGUUGCGGUGCGGGCUGUAACAGCGGGGGGAACAUCGAGGACUCGGACUGUGGCGGCGGCUCCACCUCCAUUUCCACCAACCCAGCAGUGCACACCACCCACAGUACCCCGGCCUCCAGCCUCCCCCAGCCGCACAUCACUACUGUCCAGCCUUUCAUGGGUACAGACAACCCUGUAGGUCCAACCCAGAGCUGGCCUCACCACCCCCAACCUCUCCCACUAGCCCUGCUCAGCCAAUCAGAGGGCAGGAUGGAGGCAGGCCUGCUCAGCUCCUUACAGCGUACGUCCUCCAUCCAGGGGCUCCUGGGCCAUCACCUGUCCAGCUCCCAGCUCUCCUUCAGCAGCUCUCUGGUUCCCCCCCCUCUGCCCGGCCCCGAGCGCUUCUGCGCUACCAGCCUCCUGGAGAACUCGGGCCACAGAGCGGGCCAGCGGGCUGGCUUCGGCCAGGGCGGAGGACUACACUACGAGAGCCACUUUGGCAAGUGGAGCUUCUCAGGCAGGAAGGGCUUCAACGGACCAUCUGCAGGGGAGGGGGAAGCACUGACCGUACAGACCAUACGCACACAGCCUACUCCCCCUUCGCCCCUACAAGAGGUCAGUCUGAACCAGGAUCCUCUGGGAGCCACUCAGACGAUGGACCCCACCCUGCUGAAUGCAGCGGACCCCCCCACCCCCCGAGAGGAAUCCACAGAGCUGCCUUUACUCGAGCACCUGCGCUGAGUCUGCACCUGGAGCCCCGAGUGUCACGCUCUGCAGGGAAAGCACACUGCGGGGAGUCUGGACCGGGCCUGGCGCCCCCCCCCAGACUCAUUCCAUCGACCCUCAUUUAUCUGACUGAGUGCGGCCUGAACGGCACACUGCAGGAGGGAUUCAGUCAUUCCCACAUCCAGCCCCUCCUCUCAGCACGAGGAGGCAGACAUGUCGGAGCAUGCUGAAGUGAUCGGAUCAUCCCAAAGCUUUCAUCACAACUCCUCAUCUUCACUUUGUUUCUGACGGAGGCACUCGGUGUCUCUAUGGACGACCUCUUGGUUGACGGGUCCUGAAGGCCUUUGCAGUUGUAAGGGAUAUUUUGCCUGAGGAUUGAAUAUUUUUUAUAAACUUGAAACUAGAGGAUCGCCUCUCUUGAGUGCAUAACCGUUUAAAGAGUCCUACAGUGUGUUGCUGUACGUGCAGGGUAAGGAUGUGUGGAAACCACAAUUCGCCUUUUUUCUCCCACUUCUACAAUCCUCACCGGGUCAGACAAUAUUUAGGGUUUCAUAUUGACCAAUUUCAGGAGCUGUUGCUUCUUCUUUUUCUUCUUCCUCCCUGCACAUUAUACAUAUUCAACAAGAUAAAAAACACCCCAUUUCCUCUAAAAACAUGUCCUCUCAGUCCUCUGGCCUGUUUCCCACAGAGGUGCCUGACAACAGUUCUGUCUUGGAGCAGUUUUCUGAGAGAAAGAAAGCUCCCUUCCGUCCCGGCCAACACGUGGUGCUCUUAGCGCUAGUUUACAGAGGACUGAGUCCUGAGUGAGAUGAACUACACUGAGACGUGGGGUGGGUUCGGACAGAGCGGGUGCCCAUGGAUCAGGAUGAAGUGCGGGGCGACUCCAAUCUGUGGAAAUUGUGUUGAUCACAAACCUAAAAAAACUGGGAAACUUAAAGCCUUUUUUUUUAUUUUGGUAAGUGGAAUGUCCUUUUUUUACUUUACUUGAAGAAUCACCAGUUCCUCGGUUUAAGAUGCACCAAGUUUGAUUUCUUUGGGUGUCUGAUCCGUCAGAUCCAAUCAGCUUUCUCGAUAGAAGGGACCCAGGCUGCUCUGUGUGGGGCGCUCUGAUUCCCCGGCCCCUCCCGUCACUAUACUACUGCUUCUGCAUCUCCUGCUACUACUAAUCUACCCACUGCUGCUGCUGUCCCCACAACAGCCACAUCCAGCGUUUUAGUUGGAGAUAAGGUGGUUAAAUACUGAAAGCAAAGGUGGAAUAUUUAUUUGAUUAAUAUUGUCUUACAGAUAUCUUUAACGGGGUUUGUCAAUAUGGUGUGAUGAUGUAUCGAAUUGGAAAUCUGCCUUCUGUCAGCUGUACCCGCACCCCUCCCUCAAUUUGUUUGCUGUCAUCACUUUUGUAUCAUCUCACCAAGGCUGUCUUUUUAUUUUCUAAAGUGUGUUGCAUAACUGGAAGAAUUCCUAAGAAGUCACUUUAAGUUGCUUUCUUUCCCACUCCUGCACUCUCUCCGUUCCACCGCUGUGAAAAGCAAAUUAAAACACUGAUGGGGGGGGGGGUUGAAGUAGAGCAUUAAAAAGCAGCCUGCAGUACAGCCAGAUCCAGCCCAGUGUGGCGGUGUGUUUUCUGCAGUGGAAUAAGCCUGGCAUGCCAUUUUUCUCACUAAACUAUCUCUUGGAAGCGGUGCUCCCCUUUAGGAAACUUGAAAGGAGGUCAGCGCUCUCAGGGUUUGUGAUGGGGAAAGAAAUUGACUUCUUCUGCGGGAAGACUUUUGAAAGAAACCCGAAGUGGGGAUCAGGGUAGCGAGCCGGGUUUGGGUGGGUUGAAUCCAGAUAUGAUGCCCCUUUUUGUAGCGUUUUCCUCAACAUUGUUUCCCCAUUUUCAGCUUCUUACAACACGGGACAGAGUAUCACACCUCCCCACUUUUUAUUUUAAGCAGCCAUGACCCUUCUGUCGGUCUCAGCUGUGAAGAAGCUGCGACAGAGUGCAUUAUUCCUCUCUAAACACGUAAGAAACUCCCUCAACUCAGGAAAAACAGAGACUCUCUGAUCAGUGCUCUUUUCUGUUUUUCUUUUAUCAAUCUUCGUGUAAACAAAUCAACAGGGACUUGUGUUUCUAUUUACUUCUCUUUGCUGGGAGCGUGGAAAGCACAAGUUGAGAGACAGACCUGGUCGUCAAUAAAAAGGGAUUUCAUCAUCUCUGAUAUGUACAGCAUGUUUCGUAUAUAAAUAUAUAUUUAAAAUAUAAAUCUAUUUUAUUAUUAUUGGAUUUUGGGUUCUUUUACAUUUAAGACACUAUUUUGAGGUUUAGGGGAGGGGCUUCUGUGUUGACCCAUCAGAGGGGAGAGCUGAGGAGAGAGGCACUCUUCGCGUUGUACCGUGCAGCCUGGGAAGAAUCAAUUUAACACUUCUUUUGCACAAAAUGUAUCAUACACCAUCCCACUUUGUUAUUGUUUUAUUGUUUUAGUUGUUGGGAGGGGGGUCUUUUAUUUAAGAACUUUAAGUCAAUGUUCAAUGUUCUGUACAGUUUUUUAUGUGAUUUCUUUUUGUUUCUUUUUUCUCCUAUUUAAAUUAAAGGUUUUUGUGUCAUCGUUUGCAAA